GCAAAUAUUUAUGAAUGAGUGGAAACAGGGGAACGGUUGUUGUUGAACGCACCCUCCGUAUUCCAAUCCUCCUUCUCACUCUUAGCCAAUGGGAUGAGAGCAUGCGAGCAAAGUACUGGGCUCUAUUUGGUGAGUUAUCCACUCUCUUAGGGCCUGCUGCCACUGAUAUAAAUGUAGCCCCUGUUUGUGCAGGGGCACUCUUCACUUCAGUCAUGGCUUUUGCUCGCCUCCUUCUUGUCUUGCUGCUUGGCUGCACACUGCUCCAUCUCGGACUUGGCCGUCCAUCCCGCUCCAGAAAAGCAGUCCCAUCUCGGCGGAGAGACACAGUGGCAGAAGACGACGAUGUGAGGGCACAACUCGACAAACUAUGGCAGGAGGUGAACUCCUUGAAAGAGAUGCAGGCAUUGCAAACAGUUUGUCUUCGUGGCAUCAAAGUCCACAAGAAGUGCUACCUUGCUGUCGAACAGCCCAAGCACUAUCAUGAAGCCAACGAGGACUGCAUCGCCCAGGGUGGGACUUUGGCCACGCCACGAAACCUGAAGGAGAACAACGAUAUAAGAGAAUAUGCCAAAUACAGCUCCCCGGAAUCCAAAGAAUUCUGGAUAGGUGUGACCGACAUAGUGAAAGAAGGCCAAUACGUCGAUGUCAACAGCAUGCCCAUCACUUACUUCAACUGGGAUCAUGCCAAGAAGGAACCAACAGGAGGCAAACGAGAAAGCUGUGUUGUUCUUUCUCUCUCAGCGCAGGGCAAAUGGCAUGAUGAGGUCUGCCGCACACAAAACAAAUACAUCUGUGAAUAUCUCAUUCCUUAGUGUGUAUUAAAUAUGCAUUACAUAUGAUUGUUGGUAACCUGAAUGCUGACACUGGUUGUUAAUGGUGACUAAAGUUGCAAUAUCAAUGUGCUGAUAGAAGAUAAAUAAGAAUGAAUGAAAAUAUUUUUUUCAAUAUUUCUACAUAAUCUGUUUGUAUAGAGUCAUUCAGAAUGGUUUCAUGUGAAAUUGUGCAUAGUGAAAUCUACCUUUGGGUUUCUUUACAGUGGUGGAGAUGUCUACCAUGCAAAAUAUAGCCAUUUCAGCCAUUCCUAGUAGCCAGUGAGUCUAUACACCGAUCAGAUAUAACAUUAUGACCACCUCCUUAUUUCUUUGAUCACUGUCCAUUUUAUCAGCUCCACUUACUACCUAGGUGCACUUUGUAGUUCU
Messenger RNA from Pygocentrus nattereri (red-bellied piranha), 1199 nucleotides. It is a transcript of the gene clec3a, whose product is annotated as C-type lectin domain family 3, member A. Lineage: Eukaryota; Metazoa; Chordata; Actinopteri; Characiformes; Serrasalmidae. The transcript is spliced from 3 exons. Bases 15 to 812 code for a protein of 265 amino acids. The record is from RefSeq and is a predicted model, not a curated record.